Nicotiana attenuata is the source of this 4947-nucleotide messenger RNA. RefSeq lists its product as uncharacterized. Lineage: Eukaryota; Viridiplantae; Streptophyta; Magnoliopsida; Solanales; Solanaceae. The transcript has 10 exons. Gene Ontology annotation, molecular function: ATP binding; helicase activity. The coding region runs from base 1 to 4947 and encodes 1648 amino acids. The record is from RefSeq and is a predicted model, not a curated record.
AUGGAGGGGGUUUCUUCUUCUAUUAGUAUAAAGAAGAGAGCAUGGCCUAAAGAUGACUUUAUUGAUUUGGUCUUCUCGUGGUCUAUGGAAAAUAUUUUUGAUGAGACUCUGUAUGAAAAUCAGGUGGAGAAGAUUCCAGAAUCAUUUGAAUCAGUGGAUCAUUACUUGGGUUCAUUUUACUUCCCUUUACUGGAAGAAACACGAGCAGAUAUUGCUGCUUCCUUGGAAGUCGUAGAUAAAGCACCUUUCGCCGAAUUAAUCUCCUUUGAUGAAGUAAAACCACAUGGAGCAUUACUUUUUGAUGUUAAGGUUGAUUACUGGAGGCAUAUAUUCAGUGAUGGGAAAGAGCCUUACAGAACAUUGCCCGGAGAUAUUGUUAUUAUCUCAGAUGCUAAACCUGAAACUGCUUCUGACCUGCAGCGACUUGGAUGGAAUUGGACCUUUGCAUCUGUAACUAAUAUCAGUGACAAUGAGAACGAUGAUUUAACUGCAUCCACUAAUUUUAAAGUCAAAGUUGCUAGAGAUAUUGGAAUUUCUAAGGGAGUGCAAAAAUCAUUUUAUAUAGUGUUUUUGAUAAAUUCGAUACCAAAUAAGAGAGUAUGGAAUGCGCUGGGAAUGAGAAAGAAUUUGCACAUUAUUGAGAAAGUUCUGUGCAGCGGGCAUGAGAAACAGCGCGAUAAUAAAUGUGAUGUUUGUUCUACAUCCAUUAAUGAUGGACCAGCUGGAGAAGUUGUUAACAGUCUGUUGACUAAGCUGAAUGAUUCUCAGGCUAAUGCAAUCUUGACCUCUCUUGAUACAUUGAAAUGUCGCCACAAGCCUUCCAUUGAACUAAUAUGGGGUCCACCUGGUACAGGAAAGACUAAGACUACAAGUGUCAUGCUCUUCAUACUGUUGAGAAUGAAGUAUAGAACACUUACUUGUGCCCCAACAAACGUAGCAAUAACACAAGUAGCUUCUCGCUUGGUUAAACUGGUCAGAGAGUCAUUAAAAAAUCAUUCUGCAGAAAUGGAUAUUGUUUGUCCUUUGGGUGAUAUUCUCUUGGUUGGGAAUAAGGACCGGCUAAAGGUUGGUCACGAUAUUGAGGAGAUUUACCUUGAUUAUCGUGUCGAUAGGCUGGUGGAAUGCCUGGGACCACUGACUGGAUGGAAACACUGUAUAAGUUCCAUGAGCGGAUUUCUAGAAGAUUGUGUUUCUCAGUACCACAUCUACGUGGAGAAUGAGUUGAUCAAACUGAAGGAACUUGCUGACCAAGAGGAAGCACAAAAAGAAAAAGCAAAAAUCAGCUCAUUGUUUGAUUUUGCUAGAUCUUGGUUUAAUUCUACAGCAUCCUCUUUGAGAAGAUGCAUGUUAGUAUUCUGUACUUAUCUACCAGUAUGUUUUAUUCAAGAGGAGAACUUUGAAAGAAUGGUGCGCCUUAUCUCCCUGCUUGAUUGUUUGGAGGGAAAGUUAUUUCAAGAGAAUGUUGGCUCUAAAGAACUGGAGGAGCUAUUAUCAUGUAAGCAAACAAUUAAAGUCUCUUCUGAGGCCGUUUUGGAUGAGCUUUCUUUACGUUCUUUAAGAAGCCAGUGCCUUGGACUUCUAAAAGAUGUUCGCCAAUCUCUUGGAAAACUGAGUCUUCCUAGUGCUAUGAGUAAGGAGUCGAUUAAGGAGUUCUGUUUCCAAAUGGCGUCCUUGGUAUUCUGCACUGCUUCUAGUUCAUAUAAGCUUCAUUCACUGGAUAUCGAGCCAUUUGACUUAUUAGUCGUCGAUGAAGCUGCCCAAUUGAAGGAGUGUGAAUCUGUCAUACCCUUCCAACUUCGAGGUCUGACGCAUACUGUUUUGGUGGGCGAUGAGUGUCAACUGCCGGCAACCGUUAAGAGUCGAGUUUCUGAAGAAGCUGGCUUUGGAAGGAGCCUUUUUGAAAGACUCAGUUCACUGGGACAUUUUAAACACCUGCUUAACAUACAGUACCGGAUGCAUCCAUCAAUUAGCCAAUUCCCAAAUUCAAAUUUCUAUAAUAAUCAAAUUCAUGAUGCCCCUGAUGUAAAGCAUAAAACGUACGAGAAAAGAUAUCUUCCAGGAAGGUGUUUUGGCCCAUAUUCCUUUAUAAAUGUUCUAUUGGCUAAGGAAGAACUGGAUGAUGUUGGACAUAGUCGAAGAAAUAUGGUUGAAGUGGCUUUAGUGAUGAAGAUAGUGCAUAACUUAUUCAAAGCUUGGAGUGGCUCCAGGAAGAAACUCAGCAUUGGUGUUAUAUCACCUUAUUCUGCACAAAUUUUGGCCAUACAAGGUAAACUUGGGCAGAAGUAUGAUAACCUGGAGGGUUUUGAAGUUAAGGUGAAGUCAAUAGAUGGAUUUCAGGGAGGGGAGGAAGAUAUAGUAAUAUUAUCUACUGUGAGAUCUAAUCGUGGUGGUUCGAUUGGUUUCUUGUCUAGCUUUCAAAGGACUAAUGUUGCUUUGACCAGGGCUCGGCACUGUCUUUGGAUUCUUGGCAAUGAACAAACGUUACUUGAGAGAAACUCUGUUUGGCAAGCAUUAGUUCUUGACGCCAAGAGUCGUCAGUGCUUCUUUCAUGCUGCAGAAGACAAUGACAUGAAGACAACAAUUUUAAAUGUUAAGAAAGAAUAUGAUCAGUUGGAUGAUUUACUUAAUCCAGAGAGUAUUCUGUUCAAAUCUCAAAGAUGGAAGGUACUCUUCAGUGACAAUUUUAGAAAAUCUUUUGUAAAGCUGGCAUCCUCCCGCCUGAGGAUGUCUGUGAUAAAUCUUCUGGUUAAGCUGGCUAGUGGAUGGCGUCCCAAGAAUAGGAAUGCGGACUCAAUUUCCGAGAGCUCAUCUCAAAUUGUAAAACAAUUUAAGGUUGAAGGGCGGUAUAUCGUUUGCACGGUUGAUAUUCAGAAAGAGUCCACCUAUACUCAAGUGCUGAAGGUUUGGGAUAUUUUGCCCUUAGAGGAGGUCACAAAAUUGUUAAGACGCCUUGAUAGCAUAUCUUCAAUGUACACUGAUGAAUUCAUUAGUCUCUGCAAGGAAAAGUGUCUUGAGGGAGACUUGGAAGUUCCAAAGAGUUGGAAGCUCUGUCGUGAUAUCAUUCAGUACAAGAGUGUUACUGCGAGCGAAUUGAAUAAUGAAACAACUGGUGCAGUAGAUGGUAGAAGUUAUGUUGAAAAUUCAAGAGUCAGUGAAAGCUUAUUGCUAAUGAAAUUUUACUCUUUAUCAUCUGGUGUUGUCAACCAUUUGCUCUCUAAUCACCAUGGUGAAGAAUUAGAUCUCCCUUUUGAAGUUACUAAUGAAGAGAGGGAGAUAAUCCAAUUUAGUAGAAGCAGUUUCAUCCUUGGUCGCUCAGGCACAGGAAAAACAACAGUUUUGACCAUGAAGUUAUUGCAAAAGGAACAACUCCACCACAAUGCUGUCAAAGGAUUAAAUGUAGCUGGGGAAAAAGAUGUCAGUCAGCGUGCAGAGGAUAUAGGAUUUAGACGACAUGAGGAAAAUGAGGAGAACCAGUGUGUAAGAGAAGCUAACAGGGCUACCUUGCGCCAGCUUUUCGUAACAGUUAGUCCUAAACUUUGUUACGCUGUCAAACAACAAAUCUCUCAGCUGAAAAGCUUCAUUUGUGGCGAAAGUUUCUCAGCUGAAAGCAGCUUGCUUGAAACUGAUGAUUUGGAUGGAACGACACAUUUUAGAGAUAUACCAGACUCUUUUAUUGACAUCCCGUACAUGAAGUACCCUCUUGUGAUCACUUUCCGUAAGUUCCUAAUGAUGCUUGAUGGAACUAUAGGUCAUUCCUAUUUUGAUAGGUUCCAUUUGAAGUGGGAGCUUUCCGAAGACAAAAGUUUGAGGUCAAUCACUUUUCAAACUUUCAUAAGAGAGAAGGAGGUCAAUUAUGAUCGCUUUUGUAGUUUGUAUUGGCCUCACUUCAGUACUCAUUUGACCAAGAAUCUUGAUUCUUCAAGGGUGUUUACUGAAAUACUUUCUUAUAUAAAAGGGGGGCUGAAAGCAGGGGACUUUCCUGACGGGAAACUCAGCAAAGAGGCUUAUAUUUCAAUGUCAGAAUAUCGUGUCUCUACUGUAAGUGCAGAACAAAGAGAGAGAAUAUACAGUAUUUUCCAGGAUUAUGAAAAAAUGAAGAUCGAGAGUGGUGAAUACGAUUUAGCUGAUUUAGUUAAUGAUCUUCAUCUUCGGCUAAAAUAUCAGUAUCUGGAUGGGGACAAGAUUGAUUUUGUAUAUAUUGAUGAAGUUCAAGAUCUCACUAUGAGACAAAUAGCUCUUUUCAAAUAUAUUUGUAGAAAUGUUGAUGAGGGCUUUGUUUUUUCUGGUGAUACAGCACAAACAAUUGCUAGGGGGAUAGAUUUUAGGUUUGAAGACAUUAGGAAUCUAUUCUACAGUGAUUUUGUUAUGGAGUCAAAGGGUGAAGAAGUAGUCGGAAGAAGAUAUAAAAGACAUCUAUCACGUGUUUUUCAGUUGAUUCAGAACUUCCGGACACAUGCUGGUGUGCUCAAGCUAGCACAGAGUGUAAUUGAUCUGCUUUGUCAUUAUUUCCCUCAGUCUGUUGAUUUCUUGAAACCUGAGACUAGUCUUAUAUAUGGUGAGGCUCCCGUGUUGCUCAAGCCUGGAGCUGAUGAAAAUGCAAUUUUAACUAUUUUUGGGAAUAGUGGGAGUAUUGGAGGGAAAGUAAUAGGUUUUGGUGCAGAGCAGGUCAUACUAGUGCGGGAUGAAUCUGCCAAGAAGGAAAUCUCUGGUUGUAUCGGAAGGCAAGCUCUUAUUUUGACGAUUGUUGAAUGCAAAGGCUUGGAGUUUCAGGAUGUGCUGCUUUACAAUUUUUUUGGGUCAUCGCUGCUUAGAAAUCAGUGGAGAGUGGUAUAUGAGUUCAUGAAAGAACAAGGUUUACUGGAUUUAUCCUUCCCAAGUUUCUGUGAAGCAAGACAUAAUGUCUUGUGCUCUGAAUUAAAGCAGCUUUAUGUAGCUAACUCGAACUAG